AUGGUUCAAAUCAAAGAAUUUCGUAUUGUGAUGCCCAUGUCCGUUGAAGAGUAUCAGGUGGCCCAGAUGUAUAUGGUGAUGAGGAUGCAGCAGCAGAACACAAACGGCUCCGAGGGUGUUGAAGUGCUGGAGAACAGGCCCGUUGUGGAUGAUCAAAUGGGCAAGUCCCAGUACACUUCUAAACUCUAUCGAUUCCAGAGCAAAGCACCUACUUGGCUUAAAGCUUUUGCAUCGUUGGAGUCGCUGAUCAUGCAAGAAGAGGCCUGGAAUUCAUACCCAAGAUGCAAAACAGAAUUCAAUUUGUUUGAAUUCCUACAGUGCCCAUACUUCAGCAAGUUUUGCCUCACUGUGGAUACCAUUCAUAAAGCUGAUAAUGGAGAUUCAGAAAAUGUGCAUGGUUUAACCAAAGAACAAUUAGCCGCACGAGAGGUUGAGAUUAUUGAUAUAGCUUCAGCAGCCAACGAUUAUUGGAGUUACAUUGUUGGUAGCAACACUACAGAUUUCACUAAAUUCAAGUCGACAAGAACUGGCCGUGGUCCUCUUUUGGAUGGAUGGCAGAAGAGUAGUAACCCUGUGAUGACAGCAUAUAAGUUGGUAAUAGUGGAUGCCCCGUACUGGGGUUUCGGUUACAGACUUGAACAAGCCUUAAUCGCGGGGGAAAGGGCUCUGUUCUUGGAGAGCCAUCGAAACUGCUUUUCGUGGAUCGAUGAAUGGUUUGGGAUGACGAUGCAAGAAAUACGCCAACUCGAACUAAAGAGUGAUUCUGCACUGAACCAGAAACUGAUGGUGGAGGCUGGCCAUAGAUGGUCCGAUGAGAACGAAGACGUUCCGAGCAACAGGUUGCCACUGAAAUCCGAGGAACACAAGCUAGCUGUUGAUGCUUGA
Linum trigynum is the source of this 885-nucleotide messenger RNA. Lineage: Eukaryota; Viridiplantae; Streptophyta; Magnoliopsida; Malpighiales; Linaceae. The record is from the annotation of a GenBank genome assembly.